Molecule: messenger RNA, 1485 nt
Organism: Exserohilum turcica Et28A
Lineage: Eukaryota; Fungi; Ascomycota; Dothideomycetes; Pleosporales; Pleosporaceae
Exons: 3
Coding region: 1-1071 (356 amino acids)
Biological process (GO): nucleotide metabolic process
Molecular function (GO): ATP:ADP adenylyltransferase activity; ATP binding
Source: RefSeq, a predicted model, not a curated record
AUGAGGAUGGCACUCGAACUAGCUGAAGCUCUCCCGAGCAUCGUGAAGCGCAAAUUCGACGCUGCAAAAGCGUCGUCAGAACUGCUAUUCUCCCCAACAGACGUGGCAAUCAUCCGCACAUCCAAUGGCAUUCCCUUCCAAUUGCGCUAUUGCCCCUCACUCGCAAAGAAACCCUUACCGAAGCUCGACCAGAACAUGCCGAAGCAAAAGGUCGACCCUUUUGAAAACCCGCCCGAAUCACUCCACCUCAUUGACAUCCCGACCGCGAACCCCACACACUUUCUGGUGCUGAACAAGUUCCCUAUAAUAGCGCAGCACUUUAUUCUCGCUACAAAGUCGAACAAGCAACAGACACACGUGCUGGAGCAGGACGAUCUAGAGGCAACGUACGCGUGCUUGAAGGCAUGGCAAGACGGUGGCGGCGGUGGUGCAGACAACCAGCAGAAACGCCUUCUCGCCUUCUUCAAUUCUGGCGAGCACAGCGGCGCAUCCCAGCCACACCGACACCUGCAAUUCCUGCCGGUCGAAGGCAUGCGCGAGAGCGAAAAAACGAGCAACUGGGACAUGCUUAUCGACGUCAUCUUGUCGCGCCGGGAACCCAGUCCACCGGACACCCCAGCUGGGUUACUACAACACCCGGAUCUCCCCUUUACACACUUUGCGCAACCCUUUGAAUCUGAGCCCUCAGGCCCGCAGCUACUCGAAAUAUACAACCGCCUGUACAAAGUUGCACGAGCAUCUAUAGACGCCUUCAUCUCUUCCCACCCCGGCCAAUUCGCCCUGCAUCCAGUAGAUACCGGCGAUCUCCCCAUCAGCUACAACCUCGCCAUGACCACCGCAGGCAUGGUGAUCCUGCCCCGCCGCGCAGAGGGCACCAUGCUGCGCCGCGACAACGGCACGGAAAUCGGCUUCGUGGCGCUCAACGGGACGACCCUCGGCGGCACCAUGAUGGUCAAGCAUCAGGACGAGUGGGACACGCUGCGUAAUACCCCGGGUCUCCUCGAUACAAUUCUCGCCGGCAUCGGCAUUCCUAGGGCUUCUGCUGAUAAAGUGGGCUCUCCUAAUAUCUGAACUGCUGCACGAUUCUAUAUUUUACUAAACAAGAAGCGAAGAAAGAAAAAAUGCAUUAGCUAAAUCAAUGCGACGAGGACAACGGUGGGUUGCUUUUCACGUAGUUUCUCUUUUUCCAGUCUCCAGUCGUGAUACACCAAGCUUGCAUCAUGAGCAUAUUGUUUCUUUUUCUUUUUCUGAAGUAAACUAAUCUGGAGAAAUGCCUCACCAAAGCGAAUGCGUAGAAGUUAAAAGAAGCCUCAAACAUCAGUUGACCAAUCCCACAACCACACACCACCAUGCCAUGCUCAGAUGACCAAAAGAAAAACAAGAAAAGGAAAAUGCUCACUUCAUCAUAUGUCGACAUCAAUUCAGAAACAGACCAAAGUCAAUUGUAAACAGUAUUUGAAAAAAAAGAAGAAGAAGAAGAAGAAG